This is a messenger RNA of Microtus oregoni (creeping vole), 1890 nucleotides long. RefSeq names its product ATP-binding cassette sub-family G member 3-like. The coding region runs from base 1 to 1890 and encodes 629 amino acids. Gene Ontology annotation, cellular component: plasma membrane. The record is from RefSeq and is a predicted model, not a curated record. Gene Ontology annotation, molecular function: ATP hydrolysis activity; ATP binding; ABC-type transporter activity. The transcript has 14 exons. Lineage: Eukaryota; Metazoa; Chordata; Mammalia; Rodentia; Cricetidae.
AUGUCUUCCAAUAAUGACCCUGUUGCAAUUCCAGUGACAGAAGUAAAUCCCAGUGACCAUCCUGGAAUGGACACCAGUGACCAGAACAUAUUGACUGGAGAGGCUGUGUUAAGUUUUCAUAACAUCAGUUACGUGGAAACAGUGCAGCAUGGCUUUGCAUGUUGUAAAAAAACAAGUGUGAUAAAAAGACUAUCAAAUAUCAGUGGGAUUAUGAAAGCUGGCCUCAAUGCCAUUAUGGGACCUAAUUAUGAGAGCAGAUCGUUGUUAUUAGAUGUCUUAGCUGCAAGGAAAGAUCCACGUGGAUUAUCAGGAGAUAUUUUGAUAAAUGGAAAACCUCGACCUGCUAAUUUCACAUGUACUUCUGGUUAUGUGCCACAAAAUGACAUGGUGAUGCACACGCUGACUGUGAGAGACAACAUAGAGUUCUCAGCAGCUCUUCAACUGCCAAUGACUAUGACAAGAGAUGAAAAAAGAAGGCGGAUUAAUGAUGUCCUUGAACUUCUGCAUCUGGAUGAAGUGGCAAAUGUUGAGCCUAGGUCUAAAGAACUUAAGAAAAGGACCAGUAUAGCAAUGGAGCUGAUCACCCAGCAUCCCAUCUUGUUCUUGGAUGACCCCACCACUGGCUUAGACUGGAGCACCACUACUGAUGUCAUCUCAGUCCUGAGAAGGGUGUCUAUGAGGGGACGAACAAUCAUCUUCUCCAUUAAUCAGCCCCCAUACUCCAUCUUCAGACUGUUUGACAGCCUCACCUUAGUGGCCUCAGGAAACGUUAUGUUUCACGGGGCUGCACAGGAGGCUUUGGAGUACUUCAAAUCUGCAGGUUAUGAAUAUGAUUCCCACAACAACCCUGCAGACUUCUUCCUGGACAUCAUUAAUGGAGGUUUCUCUGCUCUAUUAGACACAGAGGAAGAUGGCCAUGAUGUCGACAAAUAUAAAGAACUUUCUGAGAGACAGCACCAAGUCAGAGAAAACUUAGCCAAUAUGUAUACCCAGUCCUCCUCAUACAGAAAAAUGAAAGCUGAACUGGAUCUACUUUUAAGGGAACUGAAGGCAGGGAGGAGUUCAGCCUUGGAGAUCACGUGUGCCACCCCUUUCUGGCAUCAGCUUCAAUGGAUUAUCUGUCGUUCAUUUGAAAAUUGCCUGGGUUUUCCAAGGGCCACUGGGAUCCAGGCAAUUAUCACAGUCUUACUGGCCGUGAUUGUGGGUACCACUUUCCUUGUCCUACGAAAUGUUUGUACUGAAGUCCAGACAAGACAUGAGCACACCAGUGGAUAUUACAGAGUGUCAUCGUAUUUCCUUGGGAAAUUGCUCGGUGAGCUGGUACCCAGGAGGUUAUUCCCAAGUAUUACAUUUACUAUUAUACUAUUCAGCAUAGCAGGAGUAAACACGGAUGUGAAGGGUUUCUUCACUAUGAUAUUUACCGUCAUGAUGUUGGCUUAUUCGGCCAGCUCACUGCCACUGUGUUUCAAAGCAGGGGAGAAUGCAGUGGCUGUACCAACUCUAUCUGUGACCAUCUACUUUGUGUUCAUGCUGGUUUUCUCAGGUCAGUCACUAUAUUCUGGAAACUUCAUACUUGGGCUCUCAUGGAUUCAGUACUUGAGCAUUCCGCAUUAUGGGUUUACAGCUUUCAUACACAACGAAUUCUCGGGACAAAACUUCUGUCUAGAAAAUAACACAACAGAACUCAGGAGAUGUCACAACUAUGUGAUAUGCACUGGAGAAGAAUUCUUGACGAGCCAGGGCAUCAACCUCUCAUCAUGGGGCUUCUGGGAGAAUCACGUGGCCUUAGCUUGUCUAACAAUUAUCCUCUUAUCAUUUACCUAUGUGCAAUUAUUGCUAUCUAAGAAAGCAGAAGUUCUUAGGUCUUGUAGGAGGAAGUUUCUUAUUUAG